CUCUUUCUGUUAAAAACAUCCGCGUGUUCUUCCUCAUUCGGUUUUGGGGUCGCGAUGAGUUUCCCCGCUGAACAGAAGACCACAGCGCGCGAUAAGGAUUACCGAGAGAACCCAGUCCUUACUCGAGCUUGUUUCAGCAUUCAUCCUUCGGCUAAGAAGAUAACAUCUACCAAACGAAAAUUCUGUUCGUGGUCACACAAACAAUGGCAAGGUCUGAAUCUGAAGACUGCACUUCUGAUCAUCUAAACUGUACCACUGACCACAUGAGAGAAAUACUUGAAACCAUGCUGAAGGACAAACAAAGCAGUUCAUAUGAAGAACAUACAAUGCCUGGAAGUUAUGAGACAAGACCAUCACCAAGCCUGAAAGCCAUGAGUGACCAGAUGUUGACACAGGCACAACCCCAACACCUUUCCAGGCCUACUUUAAUGAAAGCAGGGGAAUAUUAUAAUAAUUCAGAAUGGGUGUCCCCUUUAGGAAAAAGGCACUCUAGUACUUUUCACUGGGACCACUUAAUUCAGAGACCUCUAAACCAUGGUGGUUAUCCAGCACCAUCCUCUGGAAAUAAAGCACAUGUGAAUGUUAUGAACAGUGAGAGCCUCAACAAUAUGCACAGCUGGCCUCAUCAAGAAAAUACUAGUAGAACCUUGCCUAAGGACUGUAUCCAACAGAGAAAGGCCACAGAUCAUCCUGACUUUGGACUCAGUGUUUCAUAUCAAGCUGAACUUGGUUCUGAAUGUAGCAAAAACCACCCUGAAGUCUUUAAAUUGCCUUUCCAGCCAGCCCUGACCAUUCAGUCAAAGUUUGAGAAUGUCAGCAGGAUACAUAAAUCAGUUUCUCACAAAAAAACUAAGCAGUUUCUUGUUACGGUGAGUGAGGGUAAUACUGGAUUUGGAUUUGUUGCUGAAAAUGUUGUUUCAGCAGAUGAUCUGGUCAAACCAGAUAACUCAUACACAAGGACAUUGGAUAAUAGCAUAAGACACUUUAAUGGACAGUCUGGCAAGAGCAGUUUUUAUGCUCGUUCCAUAUCUGCGCAGGCUCAUCAACGGAGUGCUGUAUUGCCUAAUCAUCAUCAUCAUCAUCAUCAUCACAAGCAUGUUCCUCAGAAAGCUGUUGCUGUUGUUGCACCUCUAGCUCAGCAUGUAAUAGCAGGUGCUGAAUUUUCACAAGACUCAACCAAAGGAAAUGAAGGAGGCCAUGGAACAAGAACUGUACCAGAUGAGCAGUCACAUCAUAGUUGUCUUUCAUCUCCGUUACAAUCAAAGGUAAAUGAAAAUUGUUCAGAGUCUUUGUGUAAUAAUGAGGCACAAAUGCAUACAUCUCAGGAAAUGCCAUCAGAAUCAGUAAUGACUGAGGUUUCUCAAUGUUCAGAACGAGAAGUUCCUGAGGAACUUUCUAACCAAAGUGGAAGUUUGAACUCCAUGCCUCUUGGUAGCAUUCGUGCAGAGAGAAAGGAGUCAGUGCACUCAUCCCACGUAAAGGACCAAAGCAUUGCUGUUGAUACAGCAAUAAACAAAAGUUAUGAUGGCACAGAAACAAGAAUGAACCCAGAGUCAACUAAUAGGUGGUCUUCUGUACCUGUAACCAAGUGGUCUCUUCAGAAAUUACAGGCAUUGGUCAUUAAUUCAGAACAGAGGCAGAAAAAGUCUCAGAAAGAGAUUCCUCUCAAAGAAUGUUUAACUACUAUUAUAAACUUGUAUUGGGGUGGAGAUUAUCGAAAUCUCUGUGAGGCUGUAAGAUCAGACAUUUAUACCAUCAUGAAAGAAGUCAAACUUCAUUGUGGAACCAAAGAUGCUGUAAUACUACAGGAAAUUCCAAAAGAGAAAUUUGACCAACUUACAGAGCACUUUCACAUCUUAAAACAUGACUCUGCACCACCUGAGGAGAUCCAGUCAUCCUUUUCGAAUCUUAAUGAGAAAGUUGAUGACGAGGAAUAUGGUUAUUCGUCAUCCUUAAUGACUUUUCAUAGUGCACCAGAAGUAGGUGUUGAAGUAGUGGAGCAGCAGAAAAACAUGCAAGUAGAUGAAAAUGGAAAGGCAUUACUAACUGUGCAUGAAAAAAACAGCAAAAAUGUUGGACAUGGUACCUUAAUAGAUAAUAACAAUCCAGUGAGGACAGAUCUUAAAACUAAAUGGACUGGUUCGCUCAGAGAGACAGUAGGACGAAAAGAGCCUUUUCUAAGUAAGUCAUCAGUAGAGACUGCUGAUUACUGUGAAAUGGUAACAGUGAGCUAUGAUGCAAUAGGGGAACCAUCCAAACUAGAAGAAGAAAAUCAUAGUCCAAGAAACGAGGUACCUUUGCUAGAGUCCUUGAAUAAGCAAUCACCAGCUGUGAGUGAUGAGUCUGUACAUGUGAAGCCAGAAGAUCGGCUCCAGCACCCUGCAGCAGACAAGACUCCUCAAUUAGAUGACUGUGGUAACUCCUCAGACUCUUCAGAUCCUUUUGCUUUUAUUAAAAUAAAGGUUCUCUCCUCUGAAAUGGCUAAAAGAAUUGCUGCUUGUGAGUCAUAUGAGGAAGCAGAGAGUGUACAAAAAGAUGAUUCUGUACAAACCACAACUGAAAACAAUGAUCAAGUCAUUGUAAAGUUAUGUGACCAGAUGUCUGAGGAUGAAGAGCACAUGGAUGCUAAAAUAAGUCCAGCUGAGAACAACGCCACAGGGGAAUUGCAGAAGUACUGUUGUUUUCCUAAAUGGUUCCAGGUUUUAGGAUAUACAACUGACUUAGUUUGCAUGUGUGAGAAAAAAGAGUUGAGUUUUGGAAAUGUGAUAAAGGAGACAAGCCUGACUGGAAAAAAUGUGCCAAUGUCACCCAUUCUAGGUGAUGCCAGUAUGGAUGAGAUUGUGGAUGUCAUCACUGAUUAUGAGGAUGUCCUUAAAAUUGCAAAGCAAAUAUCGGAGCAGUUGACAGAUAAGCCACUUAAAGAAUCUGGGCCAGAUGCUUUUAAGAAGAAGGAAAAACAUUGCAGAUAUAAUGCUUAUCAGAAGAAAAGGACCUGCCACUCACCUCGUGGUCAGAUUUCAUCCAAGGCUAGUUUGAUUUCUGAUCUUGGCAGUGAUGCAUUGCAGAAGGGCUUGGCCUUACCUUUAACAUUUACAGACAAUGCUAAUCUUCAGAGUGAUGAAAAUGGUAAAGAGACCACAACUACUGAAUUUCAGAAGGAGACUAAGAUAGUAAAUCUGGCAUUAUAUGGAUCAUCUGAGUUGAGACACGACAGGUCUCCAAUGACAAACAGUUGUGUAAAAAGAUUUUCUGAUGAACAUUUCCCUCCAGCCACUAUUAACGUAAGAGUGAGCCCGUGUUUGAACAAUUAUGCAAAUAGCAAUAAGAGCCAGACUGUUAAACAACGCAUUUUGAAAUCUUGGAGGAGCAGCCAUGUCCCCAUGAAGAUGUUUAUCGACAACAGAUUAAAGAAGCUGAAUAGUGCAAGAAGAACUGAAUCAAAAAGUGAUGCUGAAAGUACCUCAAGGAUUAAAACGGGUGCAUAUUCAAGAGCAUCUGAUGCAAUGAGGACCUUACUGUCACAUCAAGGUGACAAGCAAACGCAUGAUUUGAAAUCAGUGAGAGAGAAAACUGUACACAAAGCUAACCGACACAAAAAUGCAGGUAGUCAAUCAAAGGAUAAAAGCCGCUCAACUAAAAAGGAUAAAACAAAGAAGCAAAAACGCAAGCUGACCUUGGCAUCAAUUAAUCCUAACACCAGACAGAAAGCAAAUGGAAAAUCAAUUCAGUCAUCACAUGAGUUGCCCCACGCUUCUAGCAAAAGCGAACAGGAGUCACACAGGGAUUUAAAACUGGAUUUUAAAGUUCUCCCAGAAUCUUUCAACUUUACAAAUGGGAACACCAGGAUGGAAGCUGAUCAGUCUGCAAGCACAAAGUGUGGCCUGAAUGUUAAGCCUCGAAAUCUGAAGAAGACAUUGGGUAAUCCAGGGGCUUGGUGUGUCAGCCCCAGGAGGAAAGGACAUCUCAAGUCUACACUUGCCUCAGAUGUCUCCGUGUCACUCUGCACAUUUCAAGAAUUUAAGAGAAGAUAUGACGAAAAGAAGCAGAGAUUGCUUCCAAACACUACUUCAAGGAAACAUAAUGGGCUAGACAUUAGUUGAGACAUCAAUAAAAAUAUUUUGUAAUAAUUCUGGAUGCAGUAUGUAUAUUUGAUUCCCUCUACAGUCUAAAUUAAUUAAUUUAUACAAGAGUUGUAAAACUGCAUUGCAGGACUGUUCUCUAAAGGAGUGGGUGAAGCAGGCUCCUCCAAACAGAAGAAUGGAGGGUUCAUGAAAGGUUGCUAGAUCAGACAGCAACACAAACAUCUGGGUGACCCAGAAUCACGUCUGUUUAGGAGGACUCCCCCACAUUCCUGAACUUUGAAUCUCAGGAUUUUUCAAAGUUCAGACCUUUGCUCAAUAUAUUCUGGCCUGGAAUCCAGAGGCAGAUUUCACCAAGCUUUUAACUAAACUUGUGAAAGUUUUAUAGACUGCACCAAUACAGAAUUGCCACCAUUCAGUGGGGUUCAUUUCAAGAAGUCUGGAGAUAUCAAGAACGAGGUUGUUAUGAGAAUCUAUAACAAAAUUAACCUUUUUAGAUUUUACUGACAGUUCAGAUAUGGAGCCACAACACCCCCCAAGUGGUGAGAAUGAGGCAUACCACACCACCACCAUGUGCUUAUAAAAGAAUCCAAGGAACUUGGGAGUGUCUGCUUGAGUAUCAACAUUUAUAUAAUCUGUAAGCGAUACUACUUGUUUAUUAAUAUUGUUGUAUGUAUUACCUAAAUAGUGCCUGUAUCUCUUUUUACUGUUAAGUGCUAGAAAUACAUGGCGUCUGACUUAAAUAACCGACAGAGACAACCACUUAAUUGCAAUGAGCUGGACCAAUGAUCAAUAUCCUGAAUAUGGUUCUCUUUUCUUUAUUUCCUUUGUUCCUUUCCUUUCAUUGUCAUUAUUAUUUUUUCAUACAUUGGAUAAUAUUCAGAUAUUAUAGAAAAAGCAUUACCUGUGUUCUUUAACAUGAGUUGUGUAUCAGGUACUGAAAGGGUUAACUCUGCUCUAAGCUGAUUUUGCAGCAAGCAUAACUUCUGUCCUUGGCAGUUUGCACAAACAACUUGUCCCUCUUAUCAUGAAAACAUUCUGUCCAAAACCACUUGUUCCCUUUUGUGGGUAAGAUUAUCGUACACAGAGCAGAAGCACCCCUCCCUUGGGCAGUUCCUGUGGUCCGGGAGUCAGCAGGUGUUUCUGUCAGCUUAGCACUAUGACUGUUAGACAAGUUAUUGGGUCCACCCUGUUUGUUUGUACGCAACAGGGCAGGGCGUGUUUGUAUAAAAGAAGGAGUGCCCUUCUUUCUGUGUGCAGAAGCCUGAAUAAACUCUUUGAUUGCCUAUGACAGUGGUUCUGUCUUCCUGCACCGAGCGCGCUCGCUGAGACUGAGAGAUUUUACUGGACAGGUGGUAGCAGCUCUCUGGUUCCUCUUCAACGAUCGGACACGAAUCUGUUGGUCCGUUCAGGUACAGAGGGUUAAAAUGAUGUUCAUUUCUUGAUUUUGAAAGUUAAAUCAAUUUGAUGAUAUAAGAAUGUUCCUUUUUCUUUGUUUAAAACUAACUGAAAGAAGGCAGUGAUUCUGGGGAAGGCAUUCCUAAAAUUAUGCACAACCAAUCAAAGUUGGAAACAAUGACUAGCUAAUUAAGUGUUGGGUUAGGAAAACCUAUCAGCACUCUGACUCCACCCCAAUGGGAAUGGCAUGGAACUUUUAGAGUGUUUUAGAGUGUUGGAGUUAGCAUUCUCAACCAGAAAAUAGCUCAACUUCUAAGUUUGGGCCGGCCUUGGUCAGAGAGGCAGGUCAGAAUUAGCUAGAAUGCUCCAAGAUCAGAUCUGAAACCUUUGUUGUUUUUGUAAUUGUCUGUUUGUCUACAGACCUUAAGUUUAAACCACCCUCAGAGGAUGAAGGUAGAUGUUUCUCGUCUGGUAAAGAGAGGUAGUUAGUUAAAUUAGUGUCAUCAGUGUCAUCAGCCUCAGAACUCUGAUUGCAGUCGGAACCUGGCCAAUGAAGUAGAAGUCUCAGCACACGCGACGAGCCAGGCACUAAUCUGUGAGCAGAUUAACCAGCGAAAGGCUUCACCAUUCACUGACGGAAAGGCGUGUGCCCGCACGCUGAUGCAGCAUCUGCGACCAGCGAGGACACAAACCAAUGUGUGAGCUUCAGGCUUUGAUCAAGCCGACCUUAAAGAUGGCCCUCUGGAAGGCAGCCCGAUUCCCACAUAAACUGGUUCUAUCAAUCUGCAGUCAGGGCCCUGAUGCCAAUUUAUUUAAUAAGAAAACUUUUAAUAGGUACUUCUAACUCAGCCCUAUGUAGUUACUCCUGUCCAGACUAAUUCUCUUUAGAGACUCUUUCAAGUUUGUUUCCCACGUCUCCCCAAGAACCACACUGCCCCAUAUCAGUUAACUGUGAAGCACUUUACGUGAGCUCUGUUGUCCUUUUAACGUUUAUCCUUUUUGUAGUGUUUUUGUUUUAUUUUCUUGUGUCUAUCAUUGAAUGUAUCAAGGGUAGUUUGAUAUUUAGCCAAUAAACUCCAUUUUUUAAAGCA
Messenger RNA from Pygocentrus nattereri (red-bellied piranha), 6568 nucleotides. RefSeq lists its product as uncharacterized. Lineage: Eukaryota; Metazoa; Chordata; Actinopteri; Characiformes; Serrasalmidae. The transcript is spliced from 4 exons. The record is from RefSeq and is a predicted model, not a curated record. Bases 204 to 4100 code for a protein of 1298 amino acids.